This is a messenger RNA of Micropterus dolomieu (smallmouth bass), 1796 nucleotides long. Its product is annotated as 5-hydroxytryptamine receptor 1A-alpha. Gene Ontology annotation, molecular function: G protein-coupled receptor activity. The record is from RefSeq and is a predicted model, not a curated record. Gene Ontology annotation, biological process: G protein-coupled receptor signaling pathway. Lineage: Eukaryota; Metazoa; Chordata; Actinopteri; Centrarchiformes; Centrarchidae. Bases 138 to 1724 code for a protein of 528 amino acids. The transcript has 3 exons. Gene Ontology annotation, cellular component: membrane.
AAGAGAAAAGGAGUUUGUUUCACCUGGAGACCGUCCUGCCAGAGGGGGAGCAGAUGGAGUACAUUUGAUCACACUUCUUUCUUUUCAACGCCUGUACGUGGUUCACCAUGUGAUGAUAGCAGUUAUCUGAGUGGGACAUGGAUGACCAGGAUGGCUCCUGGUGGCCUCUGCGGGCGGCGGCAGCGGUCAACUCCAGCAGUGGGGAGGCCGCAGAGCACAGUUUGUCCGAGCGGACCCAGCUGGUCUUGGAGAUCCUCAUGGUGCUUAUGUGUUUGGGCGCUGUGACAGGCAAUAUUCUUGUCAUUGUUAUUGUGGCUGCAACCAAGACUUUCCACUCGGUGACGUCAGUGCUGAUCAUGAACCUGGCCAUCAGUGACCUCCUGGUGGGCGUCGGAGUGAUGCCUUUUGUUGCUUUGUCCAUCAUGAACCGUGGAUGGGUGGAUUAUGCUGACCUCUGUUUGUACGUGGGUUACACCUCCUCUGUGUACUGUACAGCUUCUGUACUGACGUUAGCUGCUAUUGCCCUCGACCGCUACUACUCCAUCAUAGACUGCCUGCGCUACAGCUCCCGCUGCACCCUGUGCAGGACAUGUGGCGUGGUCCUGUGGAUCUGGCUGCAGGCUCUGACAACCAGUUGCCCUCCCCUGUUGGGCUGGAGCUCUGUCAGCUAUGUGGGUCCCAUGUACAGUUGUGCGGUCAACUGGGCCAGCAGUCCCAGCUACUCUGCUUUCAUGGCUGCCCUCUCCUACCUCAUACCAGCAGUGGUCAUCCUGUUCUGCUACGUGAACAUCGUCAAGGUGGCCCGCAGCCAUGCCAGGAGGAUUCAUACAUUGGAGGACUCCGUCCAGCGCAGCAGAAAUCCACACUCCGCCUUCCCUCCUUGUGAUUCAUCUCGCCAGCACUGUGAGAGCCUCCACAGCCCCUCAACACUGAUCUACCAUGUAAGUGGACAGUUUGUGUCUGAGGUCAGUAGAGAAGAGGGGGAUUAUAUCAGUCCUGCUCUCCCUGGUUCUGCUACGGAGCAGAAUAAUCCUUCAUCCAGACGUAUGUUCUCCUUUCUGGCUCAAAGCGCCUCCCAGCCACCCCUGCAGAACUCUCAGCAGCAGAAUAACCACCAGGGACUGGUGCGUCUCUUCCUGGUCAUCUCAGCCUUCUUCCUCUGCUGGACACCUUACAUAGGUGUGGCCCUGAUUCAGGCCACGGAGACUGCAAUUUCAGGCCAGUCCAACCUUGUCCCACCCUCUGCUGUUACUUUUUCGUACUGGCUGGUGUUGCUGAACUCUGACAUCAAUCCACUACUGUACGCUCUGCUUAGCAAGCGUUUCCAGGGCGCUCUUCAGGGACUGAGGCAAAAAAUAAGAGCCCGCCUGGGGAGUGUGGUGGGCAGGGGAGAGGAAGAUGACGGCAGGAGCAGCGACCCUUGCACUCUGACCACCACCCAUCCUGGUCUGCCUUUCAGCUCUGAGACUCCUCACUCCUCCUCCAUUUUUACUGUUAGCGCUGAUUUCAAACGUCAUUCUGAGGAUCUAUGCAAAGUGUGUCGCCAUGAAAACACCUCCCCAUCCUGCUCCAUGUGGCAAGAUGCUGCUGGUGACGACUGCCUGCAGGUCCCCACUCGGCCACAAGAAAGCAGCAGACUACCUUUCUCUGCUCUGACCAGUGAGCAUCAGGCCACUUUCUUCUAUGGCCAGAUAACAGUGAGAGUAGAGCAUGAUGUUUGUUAAUCUGAUUUUGAUUGAUUGACUGAUUGCAAAAAAUUCUUACCUGUGGCAUUCAGACUUGGACUGCAACUAACA